Messenger RNA from Hypoxylon fragiforme, 1068 nucleotides. RefSeq names its product Pkr1-domain-containing protein. The record is from RefSeq and is a predicted model, not a curated record. The coding region runs from base 236 to 736 and encodes 166 amino acids. The transcript has 2 exons. Gene Ontology annotation, cellular component: endoplasmic reticulum membrane. Lineage: Eukaryota; Fungi; Ascomycota; Sordariomycetes; Xylariales; Hypoxylaceae. Gene Ontology annotation, biological process: vacuolar proton-transporting V-type ATPase complex assembly.
UAUUGCCCCGCUUGACUAACUAUUCCCGCCCCCUUCGUUGCGCGUUUUGCGUCCUGGCUAAAUCCAACAACUUGUGCGCCUCACUUGUCCAUCUGUACCCAGGCUACGUCAAGUUUUGAUUAUUCUUGCCUCAGUCAUAUCUAUCUUAGUAGCAGUUCUUCACUGUCGCGUAUCGAUUCGACUCAUAAGGCACUUGUCGCGUAUGCAUCCUGAAGAUUGUCUUGCACUGUAAAGCAUGGCGGGCUUUAUGCAGGAACUUUGGGAGUCCAUCUUCACCCCUGGCACCACUCCUACUCUCUUAGUCGCUACGAAUGUCACCUUCGCCUCUCUACAGCUCGUCCUCUUCCUUCUGUUGGUCGCAACAUAUAGCGUUCACUUUAUAGUACUCUCAUUCCUAUGCGGAGGUCUAUGGCUAGCUAUCAACUGGUUUGCAACCGAGCUGAGGACUGCCCAAGCAAAGGAGGCUAGGGAGAAAGCACGCUCCGAACAGCGGGCCGCGGUACACUCUUCGGAUGAUAGUGGAACCGAAGUAGAAACAAGCAUCUCAACGAAAAAGGCUGUAGCAGGAAAGGCCGUAACAGGAAAAGCCGUAUCAGGAAGCACGGAGGUGGAGGUUAAGGAACAGGCGGGAGAUUUGAAGCUCCGCUUGGAGACUUCCCCGGGAACGAAAUCUAGUGUCAGCACCGAAGACGAAUGGGAAAAGGUAUCUGAGAACGAGAACGAGAAGGAUAAAUGAAUUGCAUGUUGGAAGGGAACUGAACAUCUUACAUCAUAGUAUAUAAGGUACCACCAGGAGAGCGUUUGCACAAGCAUUUGUAGCGAGGUUGGGCCAGUCGCAUAGAUACCUUUGCGUUUUAGAGUGCUGGAGUUUAUACAACUGCGGCGUCUCCGUCUCUGGCAGCGUUGACAUGGGAGGAAAUAGACCUCAUUUAUCAAGUUAACACAAUUAUCAGUAUGCGAGUUACGAGUUGAAUUAUGCUCAUAUUGAACUAGUCAUAUGGAGAUUAUAUCGUUAUGGAUGAAAGUGAUAGUUUAAGUUUAUAGGUGGGAUGAAUGUAACGAUCUAUG